Messenger RNA from Penicillium expansum, 6414 nucleotides. Its product is annotated as type I polyketide synthase. The coding region runs from base 1 to 6414 and encodes 2137 amino acids. Lineage: Eukaryota; Fungi; Ascomycota; Eurotiomycetes; Eurotiales; Aspergillaceae. The transcript is spliced from 2 exons. The record is from RefSeq and is a predicted model, not a curated record. Gene Ontology annotation, molecular function: fatty acid synthase activity; 3-oxoacyl-[acyl-carrier-protein] synthase activity; phosphopantetheine binding. Gene Ontology annotation, biological process: fatty acid biosynthetic process.
AUGAUGGCAACCGAGUCUUCCGUCCUAUAUCUCUUCGGAGACCAGAUUGCCGACGUUCUUCCAUGCAUCCAGGAGCUCAGUCAACGCGCAGCUAACUCGGACGAACUGCGACGUUUCCUGCGCUCUGCAACGGACAGUCUGCGCAAGGCGAUAUAUCAAGCAUCUUUCCGUGAGAGACAGAGGUUUCCUACCUGGGAAUCUCUAACGGACCUUGCUACUGCGGUUGAACGCGAUGAUGCCCAUUGCCCGGCGUUGAAGGCUGCUCUUUGCUGCAUAUCUCAACUUGGCCAUGUUAUACUCUAUCUCGAAAAAUUCCCAAGAGCCUUGGAAUUCGGAUCUUCAUCCAAACCUGGCCGCGAUGCUGUUCUGGGACUAUGCACCGGCUCAAUCGCAGCCUCCGUCUUUUCCUGCUCUCGAAAUAUUACUGAGCUGCACCGCAUCGCACAUCACGCUGUAGCCUUGGCCUUCCAGCUUGGACUGGAAGCAUCUCGACGAUCAGAAUAUAUUAAUUCUUCCAAAGACACAAGGACCAGGGGUAGCUGGGCUACCCUUGUAAGCAAUGUCGCGGUGGAAGAAAUCCGUGAGGCUUUGGCAUCAUUUAAUGCUCAGAUGCCCUCAAAAAGCGGCCGGAGAGCGUAUAUCAGCGCACAGAGCACAUCCUCAGUGACCAUUAGUGGUCCACCAUCAUACACAGCAGAGCUGCUACAGAAAGAACCCGUUUUUCACGGACGAAAGACGAUUCCGUUGCCAAUCGCUGCGGCCUUCCACGCAGAGCAUCUCGAUCCAGUACCUUGGAAGAAAAUCUCACAGGCCUGCUCCAAUGCGCCUUUUGAGACAUUCAAGCCCAACAUGCCAUUGAUCUCACCGAGCUCCGGUCUGCCUUAUGCUGCUGACAACCUCUCCGCACUCCUGAUCCAGGUCGUCGAUGACAUUUUGCAACAGCCCAUAAUCCUCGAGGAAGCCGUAAAGGGGGUGGCUAGCUUGGCAAGCUCGUCAAUCUCACUCCUCUCCUUCGGCGCAACUAGCUCUAAGAAGACAAUUAUGAACUCUUUAAACUCAACGGCUGGUAUUGAAGUGGAUGACAAGAGCAAAGCAGCUUUCGAAAAUUCCAUGAAGGAGCCAGAUACAGAAAACGCCAUUGCGAUCGUCGGCAUGUCAGUACGUCUUCCAGGUAGUGAAACCCUCGAGGAGUUUUGGAAGGUUUUGGAGCAAGGACGAGAUCUCCAUGAAAAGAUUCGCCCAGACAGGUUCGACGUUGAUACGCAUUGUGACCCCACCGGGAAAGCCAAAAAUACCACCUUGACUCCGUAUGGAGUGUUUAUAGACCGACCAGGCUAUUUUGAUACGCGUCUGUUCAAUAUGUCCCCUCGUGAAGCGGCCCAGACAGAUCCUCAACAGCGAAUGCUGCUGCUGACAACAUACGAGGCAUUGGAGAUGGCUGGCUACACGCCCAAUGGAAGCCCAUCAACCAACACUCGUCGAAUUGGCUCCUGGAUGGGCCAGACAAGUGAUGACUGGCGUGAGGUGAAUGCUAGCCAGAAUGUCGAUACAUACUUCAUCACGGGCGGUAUCCGUGCUUUCGGGCCUGGUAGACUCAAUUACCACUUCGGCUGGGAGGGACCCAGUUACUCGUUGGACACAGCCUGCUCGUCAAGUGCUGCAUCGAUCCAGCUGGCUUGCUCGGCAUUGCUUGCUGGCGAGUGCGACACGGCGGUGGGUGGAGGCGCCAAUUUCCUCACUGCAUCAGAUUUGUUUGCCGGUCUGAGCAGGGGAAGCUUCUUGUCCAAGACCGGUGGCUGCAAGACGUUCGAUCAUGAUGCCGACGGCUAUGUUAGAGCAGAUGCUGUGGGUGUUGUUGUGAUGAAGCGCUUAUCGGAUGCGGUAGCCGAGCGCGAUAACAUCUUAGCUGUUAUCCGAGGAACGACCACUAAUCAUUCCGCCGAGGCUGUCUCCAUCACUCACCCCCACGCAGAGACCCAAGAGCGCUUGUUUACGACAGUCUUGAACAAGGCUGGUGUUCAGCCUCACAAUGUCGACUAUGCUGAGUUGCAUGGGACUGGCACCCAGGCAGGCGACGCGACAGAGUCAAGAUCUGUGACAAACGUCCUGGCUCGCGGCCGGACUGCUUCUAAUCCUCUAUAUAUUGGAACCGUCAAGCCGAAUUUAGGUCAUGGAGAAGCUGGCAGUGGCGUCACCUCGCUGAUCAAGGCCAUUAUGAUGCUGAGGAAGAACAUGAUUCCUCCGCACAUUGGCAUUAAAGGUCGCAUUAAUCAGAAGUUGCCCCCGCUCGCCGAACUCAACACCCACAUCUCAUUUGAGAAAACCCCCUUCUUGCCCAGAGCAGAUGGCGAUGGUAAGCGGCGGAUCUUGAUCAACAACUUUGAUGCGGCUGGUGGAAACACGAGCAUGCUUAUUGAGGAUCCUCCCGCCCGGCCCGCGACCACCGAUUCUGAUCCCAGAAGCCACCAUAUGGUCGCGGUUUCUGCAAAGACCCCAACAUCGGCUACCAACAACGUGCGACAAUUGCUUGCUUAUUUGAAGCAAAAUCCCGGAGUCCGCUUACAAGACAUUUCCUACACAACGACCGCCCGCAGAAUGCACUACAAUAUUCGCCGUGCGAUCGUCGCUUCAUCUGUCGACGAUCUUGUUGCGAAGCUGGAAAAGCAGUCUGCAGAUGGCUCUCAGUGGGCCAAGCCUAAUAACAGCCGGCCAUUAGUCUUCACCUUUACUGGGCAAGGCUCACUACGUGCUGGCAUGGCAAAGGAUUUGUACACGACCCAGCCUAGCUUCCGUGAGACAAUUCUAGACUGUGAUAGGAUUUCAACAGCCCAUGGUUUCCCGUCAUUCUUGCCGAUAAUAAUCGAUCCUACAAUGAGCGCCAAGUCUGCAAGCCCCGUUCAGGCUCAGUUGUCUAUUGUAGCUGUCGAGCUUGCCCUCGCGGAGUUGUGGCGAUCGAUGGGUGCUGUGCCCACCGCUGUGAUCGGUCAUAGCCUGGGAGAAUAUGCCGCCUUGUGUGUUGCAGGAGUUUUCUCCGUCAGCGACUGUCUCUAUCUCGUCGGAACCAGAGCAUCCCUGAUGCUAGAAAAAUGCCGAGCCGGUUCACACUCCAUGCUAGCAGUUCAGGAUACCGAAAGAAACCUCGAAGAUACUCUGAGCUAUAAUAGCACCCUCUCCGAGUGUGAAAUUGCGUGCGUCAACGGACUAACUUCCACAGUGGUCAGUGGCCCAAUUGAUCAAAUCGCCUCUCUGCACGAGGCUCUGCAGGCGGAGAAGAAGAAGUCUACUCAGCUCGAGGUUCAAUACGCAUUCCACUCGGCUCAGAUGGAACCCCUCCUCGAUGACCUCGUGAGCGUUGCCGAAAAAAUCCACUUUUCGACUCCUUCUAUUCCAUUUGCAUCUACCCAGUUGGGAACAGUUGUUACAACAGGCGGAAUUAUUGACUCCCAGUACCUGAAGCGCCAGACCCGACAAAGAGUCCAAUUCACCAAGGCUGUGCAGGCUCUUGAGUCCCUACAUGCAGGCAACAGAGCCUCGCCAGUCUGGAUAGAAAUCGGGCCGAGUCCGCUUUGCCUGGGCAUGAUUCGCAACAUCGCAGGCAAGGACCAGGUUCUCCUGCCGUCCUUGAAGCGAGACGAGGAUGAUUGGAAGACCAUAUCGGAAUCAAUUGCCUUGGCGUACGACGCAGGCGUCGAUAUCGACUGGAGGGAAGUUCAUCGUCCAUACGAGCUGAAUCUGAACCUCCUUGAGCUGCCCAACUACGCGUUUGAUCUCAAGAACUACUGGUUGCAGUACGAGGGUGACUGGGCCAUUCGAAAGGGCGCCUCAUCCGGGACUACUCCGGCACCGACCAAGAGUCUGCUGCCUACAUUCUCCACUAGUGGUCUUCAUCGGAUUGAGAGUCUUGUCCGCGAUGACGACACUGGAAUUUCGGUCACAUUUGCGUCUGAUGCAGCUGAGCCUAAGUUGAACAAGGCACUGCGAGGCCACCUCGUUAAUGGAGCUGGCCUGUGUCCUAGCUCAGUCUACGCCGACAUGGCAUUUACGGCGGCCCGCUACAUUCAAAGCGUCUUGGAUCCGUCCACGCCGGUUGCUCCCCUGGACGUCCGAGACAUGGAAGUGCACAAGCCCCUUUUGAUUCAGCCGGGCGCAACGAAGCAGAUCAUUCGAGUCACUGCCACAUUGGUGCCUUCCAGUCAAUCUAUCGACGUGAAGUUCUCCUCCGAGGACGGUGGCUCUCACCAGGACCACGCCCAUUGCCGUGUCGAUCGCGGUGAGGGUGACGUGUGGAAGUCCGAAUGGGCGCGAACAAGCUACCUUGUUAAAUCCCGGAUGAACCAGCUGAUUAAGGAUUCAAGCAGCGGAGAUGUCCACAAAGUCCUACGACCGAUGGUGUACAAGCUGUUUGCUGCUUUGGUCGACUACGAUGACAAGUACCAGGGCUUGCAGGAGGUGUACAUGGACAGCGAUCUCUUGGAGGCCACUGCGAAGGUCCGCUUCCGCACCACGCCAGAAGAUGGAACCUUCACGUACAGCCCGUAUUGGAUCGACAGUCUGGCGCAUCUGUCUGGCUUCGUGCUGAACGGUGCCGACACUACGCCCGCCGAUAGUGUGUAUAUCUCCCAUGGGUGGAAGAGCAUGAAGAUUGUUGGAGAGCUUUCCGAGAAGAAGGACUACCAGAGUUAUGUCCGCAUGCAGCAGACCAAAACAAAGGGUGUUCUAUCCGGUGAUGUGUUCUUUUUGGAGGAUGGUGAAGUGGUCGCUGUCUGCCAGGAGCUCAAGUUCCAACGUAUCAAGCGCACUAUCCUCGACCACUUGAUGCCUCGCAAUCCGGCUACUACCCCCGCCGUAGUCGAGAGGAAGCCUGUUUACACUGUUCAGCAACGAUCAAAACCCGUCAUCAAGACGAAGACAGUCACCAGCACACCAGAUAAUAGCAAUGUGCUCCAGAUUAUCGCCUCCGAGGUUGGUGUCGAUGUGUCUGAGCUUACAGAUGAUGUUAUGUUUGCAGACUUGGGUGUGGACAGUCUUCUCACUAUCAGCAUUAUUGCGCGACUGAGUAGCGAGCUCAACCAAGAGAUCCCAAGUUCGCUCUUCAUGAACUACCCAUCAGUUCGAGAGCUUUGUGGGCAUCUCUCUGCCUCAACCGAGACCGCGCCCGUGCCUUCGAGUGACAGCAGUGACAGCGGUGGCGACCGCUCCAGUAGUGAAGAAGACACUCGACCAGACUCUCCAAUUACCGAAGCCGCAUCUCCUGCUAGCGGGGGUGUGAGCUCUACCGAUCACAUUAGGAAGAUCAUCGCAAAUGAACUGGAGAUCGACGUGGCCGAGAUUGAUGAACACAUCCCUCUGGCGGAACUUGGCGUAGACAGCCUGCUCUCAAUUUCGAUUAUCAGCACCAUCAAGGCGCAAACCGGUAGGGUGCUACCAUCCAGCUUCCUUAUCGACCACCCUACCCUGGCAGAGAUCGAAGUUGCUCUUGACGGCCGUCGCGCUGCACCCGCGGUGUCACCCCCACAACUUGCAAAGGCGCUCGAGAAGAUUCAAGAUGGACCUAGCUCAUCACCAUCCAAGUACAAGGCCGAAGCAGUUCUGCUUCAAGGAUCUCCUUCAUCCUCCCACGGCGCAUCAUUGUUCAUCCUACCUGAUGGCUCAGGCAGUGCCGGCAGCUAUGUUGGACUACCCUCGCUCAACGCCCCCGGUCCAGUUUAUGGAUUGAACAGCCCAUUCCUCAAAUCGCCGUCUUCAUUUAGCUGCUCGAUCCCAGAAGUAGCUGCUAUGUACAUCCGCGAGAUCCAACGUAUCCAGCCACACGGGCCCUAUCGUCUGGCGGGGUGGUCGAUCGGCGGAUCCUUUGCAUUCGAAGCCGCGUCGCAGUUGAUUCAAAAGCACGAUGAAACAAUCGAGUCGCUGGUCCUCAUCGACGCCCCGUGUCCGAGCGUGUACCCACCCCUCCCGAUCGAGACAGUCGAUCUCCUCGAAACGAUCGGGGCCUUCGACGGUCUGAAGAACGACAACCGUAACGGCUUGACCCCAUCGAAGCAGAGCUCCAUUCCUCAGAGAGUUCGUGAACAUUUCAUCGGCUCAAUCAAGGCAUUGAAAGCCUACGAACCCAAGGCAAUCCCCUCCUCGAGCCAAGGACCCAAGUCUGUUACAGCUCUGUGGGCGCAAAACGGAGUAUGGGAGACAGUGGGUGAAGAAAAGAAGUCUCAAUUUCAAGAGUUAACCCGCAUUCGCGGUAACCAAGCCGAAGAUUGGAUCCUGGACCCACGGGGAAAUGCAGGGCCCAAUGGCUGGGACAGUUUAGUGCCAGGAGUGGUUGUGAGAUGCGCAGUGAUUCCUGGUGAUCAUUUCACGAUGAUGAGAAGGCCCGGUGUGAACGAGUUGGGCGCUAAAUUGGCAGAGACAUUGCAGUGA